UUAUUGUUUUUUACAUGUAAUUAUGAGUUGCUUCAAAACAUACCAAUAAAGAAAUAUAAUUAUGAAAUGCUUCAAAACAUACCAAUAAGAAAAUCUUUGGUUAGCCCAUAAAUUUAUAUAGCCAUGAGAUAGGCCCAUACGUUUUGUGCAUAAUAAUAGAGCUCUCUCUCUCUAGCUCAGUGUCAAUGUCAAUGUUGAAACUCAACAUCCCCACUUUCCCAAAUUUAGCGUCAUCUCUGUUCCCAGAUUCGAACCCAAGAGGACCCAGCGAGAUUCGAUUCUCCAACAGAACAAAUUCGAACCCAAGAGGACCCAGCCAGAUUCGAUUCUCUAACAGAUGGGGCAACGCUAACGCCGAUCUCCUCUCUCUCUCUCUCUUGGAUGAACGUUGCAGAAGGGAUCAAAUUCGUUGUUGCGGGAUGGCAGGAGGAGGAGGAGGAGGAGGUGAUCAUCAUCACGUGGGAGUGUGGUGGGACCUGAACACGUGUCCUCUUCCGGCUGGUGUAGACGCUCGUUGUGUCCGUCCGUGUAUAGAAUCUGCGUUGGAAAAGCAGUUUGGUCGUCGUUCUGCAGUCAGCAUCUAUAUCUAUGCCAUAGGAAACCUAGAAUUCAUCUCUAGUGACCUCUUGCAAAACAUCUCUUCCUCCGGAAUCAUUGUUACUCAUGCCCCCUGCGGUAUGCACGACUUAUAUGAUUUUCUGGUCGACUGGUCUGAGGAUGAGCUUAAAAACCCACAUCCUCGUGUUUACGUAAUGAUCAUCUCGAGUGAUUAUAAACUGCUUUACCCUGAGCGUUUUCGGCUUUUUGGAUUCACUACUUUUGUUGCAUAUCCAAAAGGUGUUCGCCUACUUGCCCAUCUUACCCAGCUAAAAUUUCUUGGCCAAGAGUUUGACGAAGUGUUUGCCAAAGAGUUUGUCUGGGAAACCUUAUUGAGUGAUAAUUUGGAUGAAACUUUAUUAUUGAGUGACAACAACACAUGUGAUGAGAAACCUCUCUGCAUUUGCAACAUAUGCUGUUAUGAUUACGAAGUAUGUGACGAAUUCAUCACUCAUCUCAAGUGUGAAGAGCACAGAAACCAGUGGUCUGAAAUUGUGCACGACCGCAAGCUUAAAUAUUUUUGCCAAGUUUGCAAUUAUCCCGCCUAUAGCCACUAUAACCUCUUUCUCCAUAACCAAAGUGAAGCACAUAAUCGCAAGCUGGUUGAGAAACAGGCUCAAGAAGAGGAGGAUUGCCAGAGCAGGAAGACAAAUCCAGAAUUGGAUCUCUUCUACGAGAGAAACAAGGAGCAAUCUCUUUGAACCAAGGCAGCCUAAGGAAGAAGAAGAAGAAGCAGCAGCUAGAGUGCGUGCAUCCCCAUGGGGUCUUUGUGUUAAAGAGUUUUACUAAAUAAUGGACUACUUAAUUAUUAUUAUUAUUAUGCUGAACUAGGGUUGGCCCGCCCUACGCGGCGGGAUAUUAGUUAAUUUGAUAUUCACUAAAUGUUCGAGUUGAAAUUUGUUUUAAGAUUCAAAAAUUUGGUUAUCUGUUAUGUGUUACUUAUUAGUAUGCGGUGGUACAGUUGUUUUUCGAUUA
Messenger RNA from Brassica napus (rape), 1572 nucleotides. RefSeq lists its product as uncharacterized. The record is from RefSeq and is a predicted model, not a curated record. Gene Ontology annotation, cellular component: peroxisome. Lineage: Eukaryota; Viridiplantae; Streptophyta; Magnoliopsida; Brassicales; Brassicaceae. The transcript is spliced from 6 exons. The coding region runs from base 186 to 1298 and encodes 370 amino acids. Gene Ontology annotation, molecular function: RNA nuclease activity. Gene Ontology annotation, biological process: regulation of gene expression.